AUGGCAAGCAGAAAAGCUCCUGGUGAAUAUAUUCAGGUACCUCCAAAUGCUGCAGCUCACGUAGAUGCUUACUUUGAAUAUCGACAUAUUGUGGGUGACGAUGAUGGUGGACAAAUGUUCACACCGGAAGAAUACGAAGCAUACAAAAAGCGUGUUUUGCCAAUGCGUUUACAUAACCGUUUAUAUGUAUCAUGGAUAAAUCCAGAUGGAAUGGAUUGUAUUCUAGUUGGACCACAACACAAGUGUUUAUGCCGACAUAGAUUCACUGAACACAAAACUGAUUUUCAACAAAUACCAAAAGAUCGUCCAAUUCUUCUUCCAUGUCGCGCCGCUGGUUGUCGUUGUGCUUCAUUUGAUUACGCAGCAAAUUCAUCGGGUACCAGUGACCCUAAUUGCAGGUGUAAACACGCUCUACAAAAUCAUUCUACAAAUCCACCAUACAAAUGUCAAAAAGGUUGCACAUGUUCCGGUUUCAGUACUCCAUUUACAUGCGGCUGUGGUACAGCGGCUAACAAACACUUCACACUUGUCGAAACAAAAGAAGAACGUGAAAGACGCGGUCAUCCAACAGUACCAUAUGGAAUACCUUAUAAAGCGAUGGGUGGAAUGACGGGCUUUAGUUCACUAGCUGAAGGAUAUCUUCGUUUAGAUGAAAGUGGUAGAGGUCGACCGAGUGAUGAAUUUCUAAAUCAGCCAAUUACAGCGCUAGAUCAUCCGAUACUACGUGCUCAUGCUGCACUCGAUCCUGAUAGUAUGACACAACGUUUGUCGAGAUCCAUUAAAGCACCGAAAAGUCCUUAUGAUCCAAAUGCUCAAUUGACAACUGGCAGUCGAAAAACCGGUACAUCAUCACAGCGGCAUAUUAAAAAAUGA
Messenger RNA from Didymodactylos carnosus, 873 nucleotides. The record is from the annotation of a GenBank genome assembly. NCBI's taxonomy places the organism in Eukaryota, Metazoa, Rotifera, Eurotatoria, Philodinida, Philodinidae.